Spodoptera frugiperda (fall armyworm) is the source of this 2406-nucleotide messenger RNA. Its product is annotated as probable peroxisomal acyl-coenzyme A oxidase 1. Gene Ontology annotation, molecular function: acyl-CoA oxidase activity; fatty acid binding; FAD binding. Gene Ontology annotation, cellular component: peroxisome. The record is from RefSeq and is a predicted model, not a curated record. The transcript is spliced from 13 exons. Lineage: Eukaryota; Metazoa; Arthropoda; Insecta; Lepidoptera; Noctuidae. The coding region runs from base 119 to 2128 and encodes 669 amino acids. Gene Ontology annotation, biological process: lipid homeostasis; fatty acid beta-oxidation using acyl-CoA oxidase.
UGUUUGGCGACUUUGGCGCGCUCGUUUGUCCCCAGUCGCCACACAUCGAGCAGUCAGAGUACAGUCAGUCAGUGAAAUAUACGCUUUAAAGUAGAACGUGUCAUUGCUACUAAUAAAAAUGGGUAUCGGUGAAGUAAAUAAGGAUUUAAUAAAAGAGAGGGCGAAGUGCACUUUUAAUGUGACAGAGUUGACGUAUUUUUUGGAUGGCGGGAAAGAAAAGACUUUUGAGAGGAAGGAAAGAGAAAGGGCGCUGUUGUCUAAACGAGAGGAGUUGUUCGGUGGGACACCAGACGAGUAUCUAAGUCAUAAGGAGAAAUACGAGAACUCAAUGCGGAAAGCUGUCAUCUUGUUCAGCUUGCUUCGGAAAAUACAAGAGGCAAAUAAUACGGACCUUACUAAUUACAGAAACCUCUUAAGUGGUGUGCUAAGUGCUUCUAUAUCUCAAGAUGGAUCACCCUUUGGUUUGCAUUACAUAAUGUUCAUGCCAGUGUUCAUGAGUCAGGCAGAUGAGGAGCAGCAAAAGAAAUGGCUACAUCGGGCUCUAAACUGCUCAAUUAUUGGGAGUUACGCUCAGACGGAACUUGGCCAUGGAACUUUCAUUCGUGGUCUGGAGACGACCGCCACAUACGACCCGUCGACUCAGGAGUUUGUGUUACACAGUCCGACACUCACCUCGUACAAGUGGUGGCCUGGUGGACUGGGGAACACAGUAAACUACUGCAUAGUGAUAGCCCAGCUGUAUUCCAAGGGAGAGUGUCAUGGCGUCCACUCCUUCAUCGUCCAAGUCCGAGACGAAGACACUCACAUGCCACUACCAGGGAUCAAGGUCGGAGAGAUCGGAGUCAAGAUGGGGCUGAACGCAGUCAACAACGGCUUCAUAGGCUUCGAUAACGUCAGGAUACCAAGGACCAAUAUGCUGAUGAAACACGCGAAAAUAUUGGAGGAUGGAACCUACGUGAAAUCUAAGAACAGCAAGUUGAUAUACGGAGCCAUGGUGUUCGUGAGGGUUGUGAUAGUGUUCGAUUCUGUCAACUAUCUGGCGAAGGCCAUCACUGUCGCUACUCGGUACUCUGCUGUUAGAAGACAGUCGCAACUCAAGGAGGGGGAACCGGAGCGACAGAUCCUAGACUACGUGACGCAACAGGACAAGAUACUAACCGCGAUAGCUGGCUGCUUUGCCAUGAAGAUGAACGCCAGGAUGCUGUGGGACACCUUCAAUGUCAUCAACGAUCAGCUUCACCAGGGGAACAUGGAGAGACUUGGAGAGUUGCAUGCCCUCGCGUGUUGCCUCAAAGCUAUCAGUACGACAGACUCCUCGAUGUUCACGGAGCGGUGUCGCCUGGCGUGCGGAGGGCACGGCUACAUGGUGUCCUCCAACCUGCCUCCGACAUACGCCCUCACCACCGCUUCCUGCACCUAUGAGGGAGAUAACACUGUUCUGUUACUGCAGACUGCCAGGUUCCUAUUAAAGACAUGGCGUCAGAUUGACUCUGGUCCACUGACUCCUACAGUGCAAUACUUGAAGACUGUCUCCGCUCCAGGGUUCUCAUAUAAAUGGGAGAAUUCUGUCGAAGGCAUCAUUAGAGGAUUCCAAAUAGUCUCUAUGAGGAAAAUAUCUUCGUGUUUGGAUUUAAUGACAUCAAAAGUCAUGUCCGGGAUGUCGCAAGCGGAUGCGUGGAAUACAAUCUCUAUACAAUUAGUUUCAGCUGGAGAGUCACAUUGCCGCGCGAUAGUGAUCUCCACGUUCCACGAGGACAUGUCGAAAGCAAUGAAGAGUAUGUCGGCGCCACUGGCGGAGGUGAUGGGGCAGCUGGUGGAACUGUACGCGGUCUACUGGGCGCUGGAGAGGCUCGGCGAUCUUUUAGAGUAUACGUCAAUUUCGGGUGCUGAUGUGGUGAAACUGAGGUCUCGGUACGAAGAGCUGCUGAGGAAAAUUCGACCUAAUGCCGUUGGACUUGUGGACGCUUUUGAUAUAAUUGAUGAGUUACUUCAAUCUUCUCUGGGUGCGUACGACGGUCGCGUGUACGAGCGACUGAUGGAGGAAGCGCUGAAGAGUCCUCUGAACGCGGAGCCAGUCAACCAGAGCUUCCACAAGUACCUCAAGCCGUUCAUGCAGGGGAAACUGUGAUAGAACAUAUAAAAACCUUCUGAUAGUAAUUCACUGCCGUACUCAGAGACAUUUAAUGAUUACUUAAAUUAAAUUCCUAUUGUUGAGUAAAGAUUUUGUUUUUAAAACAAGUGCUAAGGUUUGGGUUAAGUAAUCAUUAAAAUAUCUCCGAUGACGGCAGUUAGAGUAGAGUAGAUAAUGUUUUAUUUAACUGUUUAUUUUUGAAGUGUUUUUAAAGUUAUCUGUGAUGGGGAUGUCAAGCAAAAUGUGUAUAUGAUGAAUAUAUUUUUUGAUUUUUU